Messenger RNA from Nerophis lumbriciformis (worm pipefish), 870 nucleotides. Lineage: Eukaryota; Metazoa; Chordata; Actinopteri; Syngnathiformes; Syngnathidae. The record is from RefSeq and is a predicted model, not a curated record.
AUGUUACAGCCAGAACUGGUUCCUACUCAGGUAAGGGUGUUGGGAAAUUUAUAUAAUGAAGACUGUACAACUACUGACUGCCUGCCACAGGAGGAGGAUGAAAACCCGUUUAACUUCAGCCCGCAACUCAUCAUGUACCUUCACAAGGACCACGAACUGUUUGAGGAUGGAGAUGUUGAAAGACACAUGUACCUUCAAGACCUUUAUAUUUCAGAGGCAGACGGCGACAAACAGACUCUCAGAGUGUCAGAAUUUGCCUGUCACAUCUCAGGCUGCAACGCAGUCCAUGCCACUUUAGAGGAGUAUGAGCAUCACUACAACUCCUUACACCGUCAUGUGUGCUCCAUCUGCCGACGCUCACUACCCACUGCUCGCCUCCUGGAUAUUCACAUUCAGGAGUGGCACGACUCUGUCUUCAUGGUCCUGGCACAGCGGCAAGACAUGUACCAGUGUUUGGUGGAGGGCUGUGGACACAAAUUCAGGACGAGCACACUCAGGAAGGACCACCUGAUACGAAUUCACAAGUACCCUCCAGACUUCAGAUUUGACAAACCCAAAAGAGAAAAAGGACAUCAAGAGACAAAGCAGCAGCAGGCAGAAACAGCGAUGGAGGUAGCGGACAACGUGAGCGCGGUUCUUUGUGAAGAGCAGUCCAAACAGGCAGAACAAGAGGAAUCCAUGGAAAUGCCCUUAUCCACAACAGAGAUCCACUUUUGUGAAAAGGGUGCCUCACAUGAGGAACAGGCAGCAGGUCACAACACAAACGAUGAACAUUUGAACCCACGAUAUUCCUACAGGGUUCCCUCCACUGUGUGCUUUGGUCAUGGCUCCACCCGAGGUUUCAGAGGUCAAAGAGGAAGGAGGAAAUGA